GCAGUGAAUUUUGGAACACGUUGCGAUUAUAACCUCAAAUUAAGUAGAACACAACCAAGAAUAGAAUAUUGCAGCAGUGUACGAGAAAAAGUUUAUUGCCGGAAAUUAUCAUGUCACUUGCACGAAGAGGACAGCAUUGGGGAACAUUUGCCCGUAUUUGGCACGUUUAUGAUGCAAAAUGGCAGGAUCCAUAUCGAAGUGCAAAAUUAUUAAAGGACUAUCUCAUGGGAUUGUAUAAACCAAUAUAUCAUCCAUUGAAUGAUUGUGGCGAUCAUGUAGUAGUAAUAAACAGCAAGGAGAUUGCCUUACGUGGCGAUGAGUGGCGAAAACGUGUAUAUUUUCAUCAUACAACGUAUCAUGGAGGUGCUACUUGGACUCUCGCAUGGGAGUUACAUAACAAGGAUCCAACUUUGAUUGUGGAAAAGGCUGUAUAUAGCGCAUUGCCAAAAAACUUACAACGGAGACACACUAUGCAAAGACUACACAUAUUUCCAAACAACAAGAUACCUAAGGAUAUAUUGGAAAAUAUUAGCAAUCAGAUUAAACAGCUAAGACCUGUUCCAGUUCGACUAGAUCAUAUUCCAAAGGAAGAAGUAGAUAACUUCCCACAACUUUUAAAGUAUCCCAAAGAUUACGUCCUUAGAUAAUAAGUUUUACAUAGAUAUAAUUAUUAUUUAAUGUAAAUAUAUUUAAA
Messenger RNA from Camponotus floridanus (Florida carpenter ant), 694 nucleotides. It is a transcript of the gene mRpL13, whose product is annotated as 39S ribosomal protein L13, mitochondrial. Gene Ontology annotation, molecular function: mRNA binding; structural constituent of ribosome. Gene Ontology annotation, biological process: translation; negative regulation of translation. Lineage: Eukaryota; Metazoa; Arthropoda; Insecta; Hymenoptera; Formicidae. The transcript is spliced from 4 exons. The coding region runs from base 111 to 647 and encodes 178 amino acids. The record is from RefSeq and is a predicted model, not a curated record. Gene Ontology annotation, cellular component: ribosome; mitochondrial large ribosomal subunit.